Molecule: messenger RNA, 717 nt
Organism: Trichomonas vaginalis G3
Lineage: Eukaryota; Parabasalia; Trichomonadida; Trichomonadidae
Product: LP04239P family
Exons: 1
Source: RefSeq, a predicted model, not a curated record
UUGGCAACAGCAACAACUCUCUGCCAACACUCCCCCACAACGCCAGCUCUCUGCCAACUCUCUUCCACAGCAACAACUCUCUGCCAACACCCAGACACAACGCCAGCUCUCUGCCAACUCUCUUCCACAGCAACAACUCUCUGCCAACACCCAGACACAACGCCAGCUCUCUGCCAACACUCAUCUUCAACGCCAGCUCUCUGCCAACACCUCGGCACAGCAACAACUCUGUGCCAACACCCAGACACAACUCCAGCUCUCUGCCAACACCCAGACACAACGCCAGCUCUCUGCCAACACUCAUCUUCAACGCCAGCUCUCUGCCAACACCUCGGCACAGCAACAACUCUGUGCCAACACCCAGACACAACUCCAGCUCUCUGCCAACACCCAGACACAACGCCAGCUCUCUGUCAACUCUCUUCCACAGCAACAACUCUCUGCCAACACUCAGACACAACUCCAGCUCUCUGCCAACACCCAGACACAACGCCAGCUCUCUGCCAACUCUCUUCCACAGCAACAACUCUCUGCCAACACCCAGACACAACGCCAGCUCUCUGCCAACUCUCUUCCACAGCAACAACUCUCUGCCAACACUCAGACACAACUCCAGCUCUCUACCAACACCCAGACACAACGCCAGCUCUCUGCCAACUCUCUUCCACAGCAACAACUCUCUGCCAACACUCAGACACAACUCCAGCUCUCUGCUAA